Messenger RNA from Chara braunii, 4941 nucleotides. The record is from the annotation of a GenBank genome assembly. Lineage: Eukaryota; Viridiplantae; Streptophyta; Charophyceae; Charales; Characeae.
UUGUGGAGCUGGGAAAGCUCCUGUGAGGGCUAAGAAGAUUCAUCAUCUACAAUGGAGGGAGAAUCGCUUGCUGUAAAAGUGGCGCUCAAUAUCAGACCACUUAUUGUGCAAGAGCGGAUCGAGGGUUGCAGGGAAUGCAUCACUGUGCUACCUGGAGAACCUCAGGUCCAUCUGGGGCAAAACCACACGUUUACUUUCGACCAUGUAUAUGGUAGUACUGGCACGAACCAGAGGGAGUUGUUUGGCGAUUGUGUGCUUCCGCUUGUCGAGGGCCUUUUUCAAGGCUACAAUGCGACUGUACUUGCAUAUGGCCAGACUGGCUCCGGGAAGACUUACACGAUGGGAAGCGGAUACUCAGGGGACAAUGCAGAUGCAAUCAUUCCUAAGGUUAUGCAGACUAUUUUUCAAAAGGUGGAAGAGCUCCAAGAGAAAUCAGAGAUCACAAUCAAAGUGUCCUACAUAGAGAUUCACAAAGAGGAUAUCCGGGAUCUGCUCGAUAGCAACCUACCUGCCCUGGCCAAUGGAGCGAACGGGAACGGUAAUGGUCACAAGCGGGAUCGGGAUGUCGUUGCCGCUCCACAGAAGCCGUCCAUAACUAUCCGAGAGACCUUGGGUGGCGGAAUAACUCUGGCGAAUGUGAUUGAAGCUGAGGUUCGAUCCCUUAACGACAUGGCCUUGUAUCUAGAGCAAGGCUCCUUAUCGCGGUCGACGGGGAGCACAGUCAUGAACUCCAAUUCGAGUCGCUCACAUGCGAUUUUCACCAUUACGAUCGAGCAAAAGCGUAAAGUGCCUGCGGCGUCAAUGACGAUGUUAGACGGUAUGACGGUGAAUGGCGGGACCUCGGAGAAGCAGGAAGAUGCGGAGGGUGAGCCGGCAGCUACCGUGGAUGCGGCAACGGAAGUAGAUGACCUUGGCGGGGAUUCGCUAACGGCCAAGCUCCAUCUGGUCGAUCUUGCUGGUUCCGAGAGAAUAAAGAGAACGAAUGCCGUUGGUCAGAGAAUGCAAGAAGGGAUUCACAUUAAUAAGGGGCUCCUUGCGCUUGGUAAUGUUAUUUGUGCGCUUUGCGAUGACAAGAAACGGGGAGCGCAUGUGCCCUACCGGGACAGCAAGCUGACGAGGCUCCUGCAGGAUUCUCUCGGUGGAAACAGCAGGACAGUUAUGAUAGCUUGCGUCAGUCCGGCUGAUGUCAAUCUGGACGAGACCCUGAACACUCUCAAGUAUGCCAACCGUGCCCGUAACAUCCGCAACAAACCCAUGGUUAAUCGCAACCCAUCUUCCGCUGAGCUGGUUCGUCUCAGGUCGCAAAACGAGAUGCUAAUGCUUCAAUUGCAGUGCCUCCGAGAAGCGUCCAGUGGAGAAGAUGUGCAGAGCUUGCGCAUCCAGAAUAUAGGGCUCGAAGCUGAGCUGCAGCAAGUCAAGCGGGAGCUUGCCGAGGUCAAGGAGAGCCUGACAACGGAGAGAAAGAAAGUUGUCGAAGCACAGGCAGAACGCGACCGUUACAAAAUCAAGUUUGGGGCCGUGCUAAGUGGAAAGUCUGCCGAAGAGGCGGAAGAGGUUGCCAGUUCGACUUUGGUAGAUGGGUACCUCAAGGAGAUCCAGGUGCUAACUGAAAAGAAUGAGGCGUUGAUGAAGCAACUCCAGUUUGCAAGCUUGAUGUACCCUGUGUCUUCGGCCACUGGGUCUUUUGUCCCUGCAAGUCCGGGUGACAUGGGGCUGGAGGGAACUGCUGGAGAAGGUGUUGCCAUGCCGGGCAGCCCUCUCCUUGGCACAGUGGAUAGCGAUAACAUAUCCGAAAGGGAGAAUGAAGUGAAUGCUAUUUCUAAGGCGAUGGAGGAGCAGUACGUGCUGGCUGAAUGUCGCAUGAAAAGGGAGAUGGAAGAACUCGACACUAAUCUGCAACAGAAAGAGGAAAUGAUGAAGAAGAUGGCAGAUGAUCGUCUUGUGACUGUCCGGCAACAUUAUGAGAAGGUUGUUGCUGAGAUGGAAGAAGAGCGGCGUAAUCUUCAGGCUGAGCGGGAUGCACUUGCCAAGGCGCUGGAGACAAAUGCAAGCUCAACGGAUGAUGACCACCGUAAGGUGGUCGAACAUCAGCAGGCGAAAUUGCGGGAAUUGGAGCAAAACCUGCUCGAGUUGAAGAAGAAGCAAGCACAGAGUAAACAAGCUUUGAGGCAGAAGCAGCGUGUGGAAGAGGAGUCCAGGAAGCUGCAAGAAGAAAUCCAGAAGAUCAAAUAUCAAAAGGUGCAAUUGCAGCGGAAGAUGAAGCAAGAAGCUGAUCAGUUCCAAGCUUGGAAGGCUAGCAAGGAGAAGGAACUGCUGCAAGCGAAGCGGAUGGGCCGGAAGAAUGAGUUUGAGCUAAACAAAGUCAGGCUUCUCAGCCAGCGGCAGCAGAAGGUGCUUCACCGAAAGAACGAAGAGCAUGCUGCCAUGAUUAAGCGCCUGAAGGAGCUUCUUGCUAUUCGAAAGGCGAAUCCACGUGAGCAUCAAGCAAAUGGUGGAGGGCCCUCUUCAAAUGGACAGAGUGAGCGUCAGCUGCGUGAAUGGAUCGAGCGAGAAAUUGAGCUUCAUUUGAGGGUUCACGAAGUUACCAAAGCUCGAGCUGAAGAAAUGAACAGGAGGAAAGAUCUUGGUAUGAAACUGGAGGCACUGGAAGCAAAGAAGAGGGAGUAUGAGAAUGGAUGCGGUAAUGCUGAUGGCCAGGAUGGUACUCCGGCGAAGAUCUAUCCUGGAUACUCGCCAAAGCGUGUGGCUGCAGAAAUAGCUGUCAUGAAGGCAGAGAUUGCACGGCGAUCUGAUAACAUCCGAGAAUUCCAGGCCCAGCUUCUCAGUGUCAACGAGGCUGGAAAGGGCAUGGUACUGGAUGGUGCCAGUGCCAAAGAGAGAUGGCAACAUAUCAAGAACAUGCUGGAGGCUCGAUACCUUCUGACUCACCUAUUCCAGUGCACGACCAGCGCAAGAUGUGAGAAGGCGGACCUGGAAGCAGAGCUGGAGGCAGCGAGGUAUAAAUCAGAGGAGUUCAGGCUAAGCCUUCAGCAGAGCGAAGCCAUUCGAGCCCAAUUGGAAAGGCAAAUCAAUCAUAAUGGUUUAUUGGCAACGAUGCCUAUGCUUCAUCGUGGCCGGCUUUCACCUCUCUCUCCUUCCAAGAUUCUUGGAAGCCCAGCGGAAACGGACCGGGGUCUCGACGAACCCAGCUCAGUAGCACGGGAUCCUGACUGGUUCCCAACCGAGGUGGAGGCAAGCAGGGCUGUUGAGAAGGGGCUGUCUAGCCCCUCAGCUUGUGAGAUCGAGCAUGGAUAUCGACCCCGCCGAAGGUUCAGGAAUCGGAACAGCUUCAGACCAAACCGACUAAAGAAUUUUAUUGAAGAUCAGUCCCCUCUCCCCCCAUCAACCCUUCCCAGUCACAACACGAUGCUCUCAGAGGGAGAGCCUAUAUCCUCUGGGCUGCCGGUGACUGUGACGACAAGAGAAGGUGAACAUGACUAUCCGGCUCCUGAGACCCUGGACACAACUGAUGAAGCGGGUCCUUCUGACCCACCAAAGAAAUGUAGAUGCCAAGGGAAGUGCAUCAGCAUGAAACACUGUUCCUGCAGGGGUGCAGGGAUGCAGUGCGAUCAGUCGUGUGGCUGUAGAUCAUCAAAAUGCAGUAACAGGCCUGGCAAAGCGGGGGGCGCUGUGCACGAUGAGGAUGAUUUUACGAUAGAUCCAGCAGCGAGGAAGGAAGCAGUCAGGCAAGAGAUGCAGUCGGCUUGGGAUAUAUUGCAAAGCGACUGCAUUGGCAGCGAGGAAAAGAAAGCGGAGGAGACGAGCAGCGGAAAGGUGUACAGGCGAAAAGGGGGAAGGCGGAGAAGCAGGGGUCAUGCUGGCCGCGAGGACGUGGACAGAGCUAAGGAAGUCCUCGGUCACCAUCUACGGGAGAUGGGUAGGAUGGUGGAAGUUCUCGAUGAAUUUCCAACAGAGGUUGAUGCCCCUGUACAGGCGGGAGACGGAGGUGUCGUGGCAGAACAAGCUCGGAGGCCACUGACUGAUAUUGGCAACAUUGCUAAAGACCGGCCUGCGCGCUCUGGUGGGAAGAGGAAGAAAGGUCCAAAAAUUGCUGUGAUCGAUGCCGAACUGAUGGAACGAGUACAACCCAGUCAGGCACAAGACCUUGCUGCGGCUGGCCAGCAGAGUCCAGCAACUGUGCGUACUCCGGAUGGGGAUACAUCAGGUGCCGAUACGCGGAGGAAAGGAAAGGUUGAAGAUGAUUGCCAGCCAAGUACGAGUGGAAUUAACCGCAGAAGGGGCGGCAACUUCAAGGGCAGGGAGAGGACCAACGGUGGAGGGGAAGGGGAAGCCAUCGGAGCCAGCGGGAGCGCUGGUAGUGGGGUACGACCAGCCCAGAGGCAUCCUUCUGUAAGUCCACUGAGGGCCCACGUUGGCAGAACAAAUGCUCUAGUCAGUGGGUCAUCAAUCGGCCAUAUUGCGGAUAAGACAGCCGAGGGAACUGAUGUGGCAAGCCCUGUUGAAGUACAGCCUGCGGUGUCGCAUGGUCGUAACGGUGGUGGACAUGGUGGUCAUGGUAAUGCAGGGAGGGGAGCGCAUAGCAGGGGUGGCGGCAAUGGAGCGGGCAGAAGGCGGGACACCCCACAUGAUGAUACAAACAAGGAGAAUCAUGGUGUGUAGUUUAUAUAUGGUGCCAGCCUGAGAUUUGAGGAGUUCCCCUGGCCGUUCUUUUUCAACAAUGGCUUUCUUCGACAGCCUUCAUCCAACUCUCCGUCGACUCCUGCUCCCUUUUUAUAUUUUCGUUCGAUAACUACAUUGAUGCGUGGUCCCCUUUAUCCUUUCCCCAUUCCUCCCCACCUGCUGUAUCCUGAAACACCCGAUUUUCUGGAGUUAGCUCGUCAUGCCCUCUCCUCUUCCUGCCCCCAACAUCCGACCACUCCUGAGAACCUGAGUUCCCCAGUG